Messenger RNA from Colletotrichum phormii, 1260 nucleotides. Its product is annotated as putative aminotransferase family protein. Lineage: Eukaryota; Fungi; Ascomycota; Sordariomycetes; Glomerellales; Glomerellaceae. The record is from RefSeq and is a predicted model, not a curated record. The transcript has 4 exons. The coding region runs from base 1 to 1224 and encodes 407 amino acids.
AUGAGUUCUCAUAACGGCUCAGAGUCACCAGCAUCAGCAGUUGCCUUUGGAACUGAGAUCCGGGGGCAAUGUUUCUCUUUUGCCGAGGGUUACCAUCCUCUCAAUCACGGCUCAUUCGGGGCUUUUCCUAAAGAGCUUCUCAGAGAAAGCAAAGCAGCCUUGGCACCACUCCUAGGAGCAGAGCCCGGCGAAGUUGUUUUUGUACAGAACGCCACCACGGGCGUCAAUACCGUGCUCCGAAACUUGAACUUUAAGCCCGGCGAUACAGUUCUUCACUUCAGCACCACAUAUGGUUCGUGCCUCAAGACUAUUCAGUCGCUGUCAGAAGAAUGUUCAGUCUCAUCACACGCAAUUGGCAUUACUUAUCCAAUCGACGACGACGAAAUCUUGAGGCGAUUCCGAUGCGCAGUGGAAGCGGUCAAGUGUCAAAGACAGACGCCAAAACUCGCCAUUUUCGACACAGUCCUCACGUUUCCAGGAGUCAUGUUUCCGUUUGAGAGACUAGUGGCGACCUGCAAAGAGCUUAAGAUCUUGAGUCUCAUCGACGGAGCUCAUGGCGUUGGCCACAUUGAUCUGAGUCACCUUGGUGGCGUUGUCAAACCUGACUUUUUCAUCAGCAAUUGUUACAAAUGGUUGAUGGUGCCGAGGGGGUGCGCCGCCCUCUAUGUUCCAUACCGGAACCAAGAGAAGAUUACUUCAACGGAGCGAGAUAAUUUGAAGUCGGGAGACUACUUUUCUAAACUGUUUGACAAGAUAUCUACAACAGACAACACACCGUACUAUUGCAUCCCCGUGGCGCUUGGAUUCCGAUCCAGAGUCUGCGGCGGCGAGGCGAAGAUUAGGGAAUACUGCGAAUACAUUGCGCGUCUAGGCGGUGACAGGACGGCAGAGAUACUCGGCACAGAAGUCCUCGGCGCUUCGUCCGCCUCCUUUCGGAGCUGCUGCUUCGUUAAUGUUCGCCUUCCCUUGACUCUGGCGGAACUUGACGCGGACGCGUCAGCGGGACGAGGGGUAGCGAAGUGGAUGCAAGAACUGACGCCAGCCGAGUAUGAGACGUACAUUCCCAUCAAGUUCUAUGCUGGUAGCUUUUGGUGCCGGAUUAGUGGUCAGGUGUACUUGACAUUGAAUGAUUUCGAGUGGGCGGCACAAACUCUGCUCGAUGUCUGUACACGUGCGAAGACUGGGGAAUGGAGAUGGGUAUCCUUUGCAAGACACUUUAACUAGGCGUUUCUCACGAUCUCUAAGCUAGAUUCAUCAACG